UGACAAAAACAUAUAUUCACGUGUGCGCCGAAUGUCACUCUCGGUGCCGCGGUCAGCUGCGCUCAGCUGCGCCCAGCUGCGUACAGCUACGCCCGGUUGUGGUGAUGAUUAACGGUAUUGCAAAAAGCAUUGCGAAGUGUCGGUUCGCGUUAGUUGCUUGAACAUAAGCGCUGUCGACAGUCGACAUGGAUCGCGUCGUCGCGGUAGAGCCGGCGAUAAGUCGUGCUUGCGUACUUUUCGUCACCGUGAUACUCCUGUGCGCGAACGCCGGUCGUUGUUUACACGAGCAGAGGGACGUGAAAAGCAACGGUGCAGCAGUGCCAGUAGUGCUCUGGCAUGGAAUGGGUGAUAGUUGCUGCUUCUCUUUUAGUCUUGGAAGAAUACGAGAGUUCCUUCAAGAACAAAUCCCUGGAGUUUAUGUCCACUCCAUACGCAUUGGAAACAAUGAGAUAGAGGAUGUUGAGAACGGCUACUUUGGAAAUAUUAAUGAGCAAAUAAAAUACGUGUGUGAGCUACUGGCGCGAGAUCCAAAUCUCCAAAAUGGAUACAAUGCCAUUGGCUUCUCUCAAGGAGCUCAAUUUCUGAGAGCGGUAGCUCAAAGAUGCCCCAAUCCACCAAUGCUGAAUUUGAUAUCUUUAGGCGGUCAGCAUCAAGGUGUUUUCGGCAUACCAAAGUGCUCAGACACGUCUCGACUAUGCAAUUACAUGCGUCGCAUGCUUCAUUUUGGAGCAUAUUUGUGGUAUAUUCAAAACUCGCUGAUACAAGCUUCUUAUUGGCACGAUCCAUUGCAAGAGGAUGAAUAUCGAAAGAAAAAUCUUUUCAUUGCUGAGAUCAAUAAUGAAAUUAUUAACAACACAGAAUAUAAGAACAAUCUUCAGAAGUUACAAGCUUUAGUUCUUGUUAAAUUUGAGAAUGAUUCAAUGGUUGAACCAGUGGAGACAGAAUGGUUUGGAUUCUACAAGCCUGGCCAAGCGAAAGAGGUGCAAAAGCUGCAGGAAAGCGAGCUGUAUAAACAGGACUGGCUCGGAUUACGCGCAAUGGAAAGAGCCGGCAAGGUCAAUUAUCUUUCACUUCCUGGUGACCACUUACAGUUUACAGCCGACUGGUUUAUUGAUAAUAUAAUUAAAAAAUAUUUGAUAUAAUUUCAAAAAAUUUAUUUAUGACAAUUUAAGGAUUUAAUGUAUUAGAACUUAGAUGAUAAAUAUAUGAUAUUUACGUACAUAGAGUGUAAAAAAUAUUAAUAAAAAAAGAUUAUUCUCUACA
Messenger RNA from Solenopsis invicta (red fire ant), 1263 nucleotides. RefSeq names its product palmitoyl-protein thioesterase 1 (gene Ppt1). NCBI's taxonomy places the organism in Eukaryota, Metazoa, Arthropoda, Insecta, Hymenoptera, Formicidae. Gene Ontology annotation, cellular component: lysosome. The coding region runs from base 186 to 1142 and encodes 318 amino acids. Gene Ontology annotation, biological process: protein depalmitoylation; receptor-mediated endocytosis. The record is from RefSeq and is a predicted model, not a curated record. The transcript is spliced from 7 exons. Gene Ontology annotation, molecular function: palmitoyl-(protein) hydrolase activity.